CUCUCUCUCUAUCUCUCUCAUUUUUGUUUUAUUUUUAUAUUUUUUUAGUCCAUUGCUUCCCUUCACAUGUCUAUCUGCUUCUGCUCCUCUUCACAUGUCCGAAGUCCGAAGAAACAGCAGUUCCUCCACACCCAACUGCCAUGUCCUUCUUCUUCUUCCUCGCUCUCCCUCUUCUCCUCUCUUCUCCUCCUCCCCUUAACUCGUAUCCCUACGACACCUCCUAUCGAAUUGACUGCGGCGGCCAAACCAACUUCACCAACAGGUUCAACGAGACAUGGCUCUCCGACCGUUUCUUCACCGGCGGCUCAACUUCCCCCGUCGCCGAAACUCAUCUCUUCCAGCAGCAACAAGAGCAGACCCUUCGGUUCUUCCCCAUCUCAUUCGGCAAGAAGAAUUGCUACAUCGUCAAUGUCCCCACCGGCCGCUACUACAUCCGUACUUUCACCGUUUACGAUAACUACGACGGCAAGCUGCAUUCCCCCAGCUUCGAUGUCUCCGUCGAGGGGACCCUUGUGUUCAGCUGGCGGUCGCCGUGGGGGGACGAUGUGAGCCGGACCGGGGCUUACUCUGAUCUGUUUGCCUUCGUCAAGGACGGCGAAGCGGAUAUCUGUUUUUACAGCAUUGCCACUGAUCCUCCGGUGAUUGGAUCGCUUGAGGUUGUUCAAAUCGAUCCCUUGUCCUACGAUUCUUCGACCACCGGCAAUAAUCUUAUUCUGAUCAACUACGGGCGGUUGACUUGUGGUUCUGAUCUGCUGGGAGCGGGGUUUACCAAUGACACGGAUUUGUUCGGGCGUGCUUGGCAAUCUGAUGCGGAAUUCCGCACAGGAAACUUGAAUUCAGUUAAGGUUAUUCAAACGAGGAGAAAUGUGCUUGGGACGAACCAACGGCCUAAUUACUUCCCUAUGCAUCUGUACCAGACGGCGGUUACAGUUGUGGGUGGUGGAGCAUUGGAGUAUGAACUGUCUGUUGAUGCCAAAUUGGAUUACUUGGUUUGGUUCCAUUUUGCAGAGAUUGAUACGAGUGUCACUGCGGCAGGGCAGCGUGUUUUUGAUGUGUUCAUCAAUCAGAGGAAUGUGAGUAGGAUUGAUAUCUUUAAGCAUGUUGGGAGUUUUGCCGCUUUCAAUUGGCAUUAUAUUGUGAAGAACUUGAACACUACGUAUUUGAGAGUGAAGCUUGUUCCUGUUGUUGGUUCUCCGUUGAUAAGCGGUCUUGAGAAUUACGCCAUGGUUCCAAGGGAUCUUGCUACCGUUCCUGAGCAAGUGACUGCGAUGCGAGCAUUGAAGGAAUCACUGAAGGUUCCAGAUAGAAUGGGCUGGAAUGGGGAUCCAUGUGCUCCUUCUAAUUGGGAUGCUUGGGAAGGAGUUACUUGCCACCCUAACAAGGACAAGUCUGCCCUUGUGGUAUCUCAAAUAGAUCUUGGAAGUCAAGGCUUGAAAGGGUAUAUCAGUGAGCAGAUUGGCCUUUUGACGAAUUUAGUAAGCCUGAACUUGAGUUCUAAUUCUUUGGGAGGUACCAUACCUUCACAACUUGGUCAAAAAUCUCUUACACGACUGGAUUUGUCAAACAAUCUAUUAUCUGGUCCAAUACCAGAUGGCCUUUCUGCUUCAAGCCUGCAACUUGUGUUAUUAAAUGAUAAUCAAUUGGAAGGACAAGUACCAGAGGAACUUUACUCGAUUGGUGUACAUGGUGGAGCCAUUGAUCUCUCCCACAACAAAGGAUUGUGUGGUGUACCUUCUCUACCAUCAUGUCCUCUAUUUUGGGGAAAGGGAGGCUUGUCCACUGCUGGUAAAAUUGCAAUUGGUCUAUCCUGUCUAGCUGUUCUCGGCAUAUUAAUCCUGGUAAUUUAUGUAUGCUGCAUCAGGAGGGGAAGUAAUGAUUAUGACUUCGCUCUUCCUCAAGAUUUAAUUUCACUAUCAGCAAAGAGAAAUAGGUAUCAACGACAGAAAUCUUUGAUGCUUCUUGAAAUGGAGACGCAGAACGCCAAUGGAUUUCCAUCUUCAAAUUCCCGCUAACAGGCCUAUUGGAAGGAGGAUGACAUCAUCUUAAAAGCAGUUACCUGCACGCCCCACCAAGAUUUCACAUAAAGGGCAAUUUGAAUGCCAUGAUAUGCACUCUUAAACAAAAUAUGUGCCCACUGUUGAAGGAAGUUUGGUUUCAGAAAGGCAAGAUUCUUACACUUUAAUAGCGUUCAUGCUUUUGCUUUUCACAAGUUCUGUACUAUAGCUGGGGACCACUGUAAAUGCAAUGUAUGCCAUGCUACUGGGCAAUUGCCCGAGCUGUGCAUCAGAUGCUCCCAUGUACCAUACUAAAAUUUUGGCAAUUGGAUCAUCAUGGAAUGUUGAUUUAAAUUCAAGGAAUACAAAAGAUGCUGCACAGUA
Messenger RNA from Nelumbo nucifera (sacred lotus), 2378 nucleotides. Its product is annotated as receptor-like protein 4. Lineage: Eukaryota; Viridiplantae; Streptophyta; Magnoliopsida; Proteales; Nelumbonaceae. The record is from RefSeq and is a predicted model, not a curated record. Gene Ontology annotation, molecular function: protein binding.